Molecule: messenger RNA, 1167 nt
Organism: Necator americanus (New World hookworm)
Lineage: Eukaryota; Metazoa; Nematoda; Chromadorea; Rhabditida; Ancylostomatidae
Exons: 11
Coding region: 1-1167 (388 amino acids)
Source: RefSeq, a predicted model, not a curated record
AUGCGGUCAGUACUCUCCGAGGAGGAGCUGGACAAAACUACAUUGCUCACAUAUGGGUUGGAGGAGCGAGUUGCAGAAGGAAGUGGUCUCUCCGAUGGCGAGAGCCUCCUACUCAGCCAAGCUGAUUACGGUAGAUGCGAUGAUUCCGUUGUGAGGACGACGGAUCGAAACUAUAUACUCUACACGCAUAACAGACUAAGAAGCAAGUUAGCACAAGGGCGACAACCAAACAAGGAGGGGAUGAUGAGUAGCGGAAAGAACGUCUACCUUUUGAAGUGGGACUGUGAUCUUGAGCGAUUGGCUCACGAUUGGGCUAAGACCUGUCCGAAGUUCCCUGUCGCCGAUGCAAAGAUCCCCUCAGGUUCUCAGUUGGUUAAAAUGGCUCACUGUGAAAAACGAACAAUUUACGAACCAGGACCGCCCUGUCAAUCGGACGAUGAUUGUUCCACGUAUCCAAAUUCUAGAUGUAUAUCGACAUUAGGACUAUGUCAAGCUCCAGAUAUCCCCGGAGAUCGAACAGCAAAUAAUUUAUGUGGAGCAUUAAAUACGAGCAUGACCGAUUAUUCUAGAAAGACAGCUCUCGAUCUCCAUAAUUUUUAUAGGUCCCGCCUUGCAAGAGGUCUGGAAUUCAACGGUGAAACAAAUUCUACCCAACACGGGGCUCGGAACAUGAUGAAAUUGGAGUACGAUUGUCAUCUGGAGAAGUAUGCCCAAGCUUGGGCUGAUGGAUGUAAAUUCGAACACUCAAACAGCUGGGAACGUCCAAAUCAAGGGCAGAAUUUGUACAUGACCACAAUCAGGAACUGGGAGACGACUUCCCUUCUGCAUACGGCCAUUGAAAUAUGGUGGAAAGAAUUGGAGGAGUUUGGAAUGCCAUCCAACGCAAUUCUCUCAGAAGACGUUUGGAUACGAAAAGGGAGUCUUAUUGGACAUUUCACUCAGAUGGCCUGCGGCAAAAGUCAGCGUUUGGGAUGUGCGGUAUCGAAAUGUCCCGAUAUGGAGUUUGUCGUUUGCCACUACAGUCCUGCAGGAAACCGUAAACGACAUGCCAUCUACGAGAUCGGACCAACCUGCAAGAAAGGCAGUGAUUGUCCGCUGGACUGUCUCUGCAUGGGCAAAGAAGGACUUUGUGCAGUUCGAAAAACGCCGGACUUUUCAUUGUUGUAG